AUGUUGAAUUGCGAAGACGAGCUGAGAGGAAGAGGCUGGCGAGAGUUAGGAGAUAUCAUGAAUGAAAGGAACUUGAAGUGAACAUAGCGUCAAAUUCAAGACAACCGAUGUUUUUUCUCACGAUAUGGAUCUCGACGAGUUUGAGCCAUUGGACCCAUUCGGCCAUUCCUGUCUGACCUUGCACAAGUUUUGUUGAGCUCAAGCCUUUAAGAAACUUGUUUUGGAACACGAUAUCCGCUAUGAUCAUCAGGGCCAACUUUUUACCUGUCUUGAUACGGGACUACUUAUGGUGCACUAAAACGGCACAGAAAUCUGGAACCCUUCAGGUGAACUCCUUCAGGGGGAUCCUUAAGAGUCGCCACUAGCACGCAGAUUCGGCACGUCAACCGCAUGCCCAUCCUUUUUUGCUUAAAUAACUCGAUCUCCCAACAUACCAUUUCUCUAUCUUUCCACCAUGCCAAAGCGUAUUCCUACCCCUCCUCUUGGAGACGACGAACCUCGCUGACUCACUGUCGUUCACCCUUACGUCCUCGAUCGCCAUUUGCAACAUGGACGUGCCCAAGGAUAAGCAAGAAUUUGCGCGUUAGGUGGCAUGCUGCGUCGACGCAAAGUACUUUUACGCGUUUUUCAAAGAGCUUAGUCUCGCGAGUGUCCCCAGCUCGAUCGCUUAAUCGGCGAGCAUCGCUGGAGGGAUUUCUUCAAGAAUUCAUCCAAACAAGUCACCAAGGUUUUUUUAUUGCACUUAUAGCGCUGGAAGACAGGUGCAGAAGAAUGGUGAGUCAACCACUUCAAUCCAUUUCAAUCCUGCUACCCGGCAGAUUCUUACUCGAUAAACUCGAUCGGUUUUGUAAUAAUCGAGGAAUCUUGAUCACCUUCGAUGAACGGCGCAAGUGGCUAUUACCAUAUCGGAUUUUCCCCAUAGGCUGGGAGCGUAUAUAUGUCGAAGACGCUUGCACGUUCAAGGUGUGGUCGCCGAACGAUCAUUCAUUACUUUCCCUUACCCUGAAACUCAUUUCUGUGAAGUGCCGAUCGAGGAUCAGACCAAUCAUCGCACGUGCAGGUCCCUUCCGGGCGCUGCAAAACGCCCUCCCCUGAGAUACUGACCGCUACUGCACGUCGUAUUUGCAGCAUGUAUUAUUUGUGUACUAAUACGACGUCCAUCCAAGAUCACAAGCCAAAUGCCAGCGAAGCUAGUCAAAAUAAAAAGCACUAUGGUAUAGUAUGCUCAGACUCUUCCUUUUGUAUCGUGAUAGAUGACUAUAAAGACAAUGUCUAUGUAUUCAGCUACUGAGUGCGCAAUGAGGAAGCACUAAUGUAUACUGUACUUCGGCACAAUCCACUGCGCACGCGCAACAGCAUCUAAUAGAAUA
Suillus bovinus is the source of this 1370-nucleotide messenger RNA. RefSeq lists its product as uncharacterized. The transcript is spliced from 4 exons. The coding region runs from base 391 to 1095 and encodes 234 amino acids. The record is from RefSeq and is a predicted model, not a curated record. NCBI's taxonomy places the organism in Eukaryota, Fungi, Basidiomycota, Agaricomycetes, Boletales, Suillaceae.